This is a messenger RNA of Scutellospora calospora, 2085 nucleotides long. NCBI's taxonomy places the organism in Eukaryota, Fungi, Glomeromycota, Glomeromycetes, Diversisporales, Gigasporaceae. The record is from the annotation of a GenBank genome assembly.
AUGGAAUUUACUUUUAACUCAGAACAUUUUAUGAGACAUCAAGUCUCAAAUUUGUACUCCUCUCCUCAAGAAUUUUUAAAAUCUGUUCACGAAUUAGUGGACCUUCCUCAAAAAGUAAUGAAUUCCCCUCCAAAUUCUUUUCAAGAAUUAAUAGACUCCCCUCAAGAAACAUUAUGUGAUGAAACGUGUGAUGAAAUGCGUGAUGAAAUGCGUGAUGAAAUGUGUGAUGAAAUAUAUAAUGGAACAUAUGAUGAAGUGCAUGAUGAAACAUAUGAUGAAGUGCAUGAUGAAACACAUGAUGAAGUGCAUGAAACCCAUAAAGGACAAGAUUUGGUUGGAAUUAAUGGCGCAUUACCUCACAUUAACAAAGCAAUCGUAUUUGCUAUUGAUGAUAUUUUUCCUAACUGGUCAAUUGCAGAACAUUAUGUUGCUGAAUAUGGCCGUCAAAAAGGAUUUGUACCAAUUAAGAUACGUAAUAAAACUGAUCGUAAUAGAUGUUUAAUAAACCUGUAUUAUAAGUGUAAAUUUAGUAGAACAUAUCAACCAAAGAAAACUAAUAACUUACAAAAUCAACAUAAUAAAGGUUCUAAAAAACUUAACUGUGAUUGGAAAGCUAAUCUGUCGUUUGCAACUGGUGUGGUUCAAAUUACUAGUUUUAAUGAUAACCAUGUUGAGCAUCAACUUUCACCAGAUACCAAAAUUUUUGCUCCUAUAAAUCAUCGAUUCUCUGAUGAUUGUCACGAAGAAAUUCGCCAUUUAACAGUAAAUGGUCAGUGUAACCUGUCAACAAUACGAUCCCUUCUAUCUGUUAAAUACCCCAACCAGCUUUUCUUAACACGUGAUCUUGCAAAUGUUGUGGCUCAGUUACGACGAGAACAUAAUGUAGAAGGAAGUAAAGCAUCACAGCUUUUAAAACAACUUUAUGAAUAUAGAGAAAAGGAUCCUAAUUGGUAUAUUGAACCCUUAGUUGACUCUAUUAGUAAUCAUUUUAUUAAAGAUUUUUAUUUGGCGCGUAAUAGUUUAAGUGAAAGUGUAUUUGAGGCUAGAUUUACAAAUCUUUUGAAUAAUUAUCCGGCUACAUCUUCGUAUCUACAAAAGCUAUUUUUAAGUAAAGAAUCGUGGGCAUGUGCUUAUACAUUUAAAAUUUUUACUAGUGGAAUGCAAUCGACACAGAGAGUUGAAGGACUUAAUAAUCAUAUCAAAACUGCUAUAAAUAGUUCAUCAACUUUAUUUCAAGUAAUGGAAGCAAUAUACCAACGCAUUGAGCGUGAAAGCCUUAGUCAACGUUUUAAUUCGUGGUCUCAGGACCGAAUUAAUUAUAAUGAUAAUCUUGUUUUACAGACUGUUUUUCCACAAGUUGUUCAACAAAUAAAUAAGUAUUUAACACCAAAUUUAGCAACUGAGCAACAAAAGCAGAUAGUUCAAUCAACUAUCUACCGGGCUCAAAUAUUAAAUUCGUGGAAUUCUGAUUUAUUAAAUUUACAAGAUGUUACAUAUGAUGAUGAUUUUAUUGAAAACACAUAUGAUGUUUCGCAAUCAUAUUUAUUGGCUUUAAUUAAAGAAAAUGAAUAUUCUUCUGUUAAAGAAGUUUGGAGAAUUACAUGCUUGAUUUCAACUAAAAUCGAUAAUGUCCAGGAAAAUAGCUUUCAAAAAUCUGUAGACAAGAAGCUUCAAUUUAACAAAUCAAUGAGUCUUGCAAAGAAGGCUAUUAUGUUACAGAAUAGCGAAAAUGAUAAUGAAUUAGAUACUCUCUUGAAAAAUUACAUUGAAAAAAAGACUCUUCAACGUGAAAAAGAAACUAAAGAAAGAGAAAUGAGAAUUCUUAGAGAGAACUAUAGUUCAGAAAACGUUUUAGCCAUAGAAACUGAUGAUAAUCAACUAAUUUCUAUUGAUAAUGUUGCUAAUCUCUUAAAUCAUAUUGGAAAAGGGGUUCCAAAGAAGAAUCAUAUUAAGGGUACACAAGAAGAUCAUACAUCAAAAAAAAAAGCUAAAUCAGGUGCAAGCACAAGACUAUAUGGACUUUGUCAUGAACCUAAUCACUAUAAGAGCACAUGUCCACAAAAAAAAUCCAAUCUAGAAAAGUAG